AUGGAUGUAAGCGUGUACCCGCCUCCCCCUCAGCCACUGUCCGCUACAGACCACAGCAGACUGGGACAGCUCUCCUACCAGGACCCAGCCUUUGGAAACAACAAGCUGGACGCAGACGCCUUGUUUCUGGGAAUGACAGAGACCGGUCUGGACUUUGGAUCAGCCAAUCAGUUCCGUGUGCCACAGCCCCCCAUGAGCAAAGGCCCGCCCCCCAACAGCGGCCCCCACAACUGGAGGAGGGAGGGAAAUAUGGCCGACUCCCACAGACUGCCCUGGUCUUACCCAGUGGGAGACGAUGACUACAACAUCCCGCCGCUGACUCCGCCCACUCUGCCAGAGCACAUGAUGCCUCCACAUCUGCCCCAUGAGACCCCUCCAGGCUCAGGGCAGUACCACUCGCUGGACCCCCCUUCUGCCUCCGGACCCCACCACCACUACCAGCUGCAGGGGCUGGACAUGGGCCGCAUGAGCUCAGGGCAGGACGGGCGUAUGUACAGCCCAGAGGGAGGCCCAAUGACCAGCACGCUGUCUGUGAUGCAGCAGAUGGUGAAUUCGGAUUCGCGCUUCACGAGCAGUCAGCAGCCAAUCGAAGCCGCGCUGGGACCGAGGGGCCAAUCAGGGAUGAACCAACACAACCCGCUGUCCACCAUCAACCCGACACAGCUCGGCCCCAGCAGGAACGCCAUCAUCCACAACUCCCCCUCUCCUCCCGGAAGUAAAUCGGCCACGCCCUCCCCCUCCAGCUCCGCACAUGAGGACGAGAGCGAGGAGACUUUCCGGGUGAGCGGAGAAAAGAGGCCAGCAGGAAUGGACAUGAAAAAACCCAAAACACCAAAGAAGAAGAAGAGGAAGGACCCGAACGAGCCGGUGAAGCCAGUCUCGGCCUACGCCUUGUUUUUCAGGGACACUCAGGCCAACAUCAAGGCCCAAAACCCCAACGCCACAUUCGGAGAGGUGUCCAAGAUUGUCGCCUCCAUGUGGGACGGUCUAGGAGAGGAGCAGAAGCAGGUGUACAAGAAGAGGACAGAGACGGCCAAAAAGGAAUAUCUGAAACAACUGGCUGCUUACAGGGCGAGUUUGGUCUCACAGAGUUAUAACGACCCCUCAGAGAUGAAACCCCCUCACUCCUCCACUCCCCCCUCAUCCUCCUCUUCCUCCAUGUACAGCCCCAAACCCCCGGUGUACCCCGUGCACCCGGGACAGCACCCCUCCGCUGGGCCCCACUCUCUGCCGCCUCAGCACCCGGGCAUGUACAUGUACCCGCACCCCCCACACGCCCACAUGCACCCGCAGCUGCUGUCCUCCAGAGGCACUGUCCCCCGACCCAGCGGCCCACACCAGGGGGGUCUGGGCGGGGUGGCAGGAGCUCCGACACCCCCCCUGCAGGUCAGCCCUCCUCUGCACGGACAGGGUCACCUUGGGGGUCUCCACAGCCCCCACCAGCACCAGCAGCUCUCAGGACACAACAUGGGCAUGAGCCACACGUCGGCCAUCGGACAGGGCUACCAGUCUGAGUUCCAGUCAAUGGGAGGAGGGAUGCUGAGCGGCGCACCUGUGAUGUCAUCAUCUGUGGACUACCACCAGCUCGGACGGCACACGCCCGGACACCACCCGUCUCUCGACUGGAGCAACGAUUACCAUGGCAACGGGGGUCUUCAGAGAGACAAGCCUCUGUUCCUGAGUUAA
Messenger RNA from Knipowitschia caucasica, 1686 nucleotides. The record is from the annotation of a GenBank genome assembly. NCBI's taxonomy places the organism in Eukaryota, Metazoa, Chordata, Actinopteri, Gobiiformes, Gobiidae.